AUGGCUGGGGUUCCAAGCACCUACGAUGCGCCCGUUCACAUCGCCGUUAUAGGCGGUACUGGCAUUUCGUCGCUUCCAGGCUUUACCCUCGCGGCGACACUCGAUGUUGACACGCCAUGGGGAAAGCCAUCAUCGCCAAUUAGCAUCCUGCAACACCCCUCGCCAACCACCGGGAAACCGAUUCCCAUCGCCUUCCUGUCGCGACAUGGCCUCUCCCAUGAGCUUGCGCCGCAUGAGGUCAAGAACCAGGCCAACAUGGCUGCGCUACGACACAUCGGUGUGCGCACCAUCAUUGCCUUCUCUGCCGUCGGUUCGCUGCAAGAAGAAAUCCAACCGCGCGACUUUGUAGUACCCGAUCAGAUCAUCGACCGCACAAAGGGCAUCAGGCCAUUCACAUUCUUCGAAGGAGGCAUGGUCGGGCAUGUGGGCUUUGGCGACCCCUUCGACAAGAAGCUGGCCGCGAUCGUCAGGCAGUGCGGACAUGCCUUGGAGGGAGACGGCGUUAAGCUACACGACAAUGGAUUGCUCAUCUGCAUGGAGGGCCCGCAAUUCAGCACACGCGCCGAGUCCAACCUCUACCGUUCGUGGGGCGGCAGCGUCAUCAACAUGUCUGCUCUGCCCGAGGCCAAGCUUGCGCGAGAGGCUGAGAUUGCAUACCAAAUGAUAUGCAUGGCCACAGACUACGACUGCUGGCGCGGAAAUGGCGAGGAGGACGUUAACGUGGAAAUGGUCAUGGCACACAUGAAAGCGAACGCGGAUAAUGCUAGACGUUUCGUAGGCGCUGUUCUCAACGAGCUAAGCAAGGAGGAGCAUGAAAAGCAGGUUCUCGCAAAGCACCUCGACGGCCAAAUGAGGUUUGCAGGUGCCAUGACUAAAAAGGAGGCAAGAGGGAAGGAGGCUGAGAAGAGGCUUCAAUGGCUAUUCCCCGGUUACUUCGACUGAAGAAGGCUGCCGAAACGCACCCCUUUCCCAGCAGCAUAGAAUCGAUUACCAUUACGCUAUCACGAUGCAGGCUGGCUACAUGAGGAAGGUGGAUAGAAGUUACAACAAACUUGAAUUACGUCUUUACAUCAUGGAAAAUGUAUGCUGAGCAUAUCGAUAGCUAUGCGUAAGCUAUCCGUUUCAGGUUGGUGUCCGCGGACGUAUCCUAGUUAAUCCCACCAUUUGCUCUCUUCCGCA
Molecule: messenger RNA, 1179 nt
Organism: Pyrenophora tritici-repentis Pt-1C-BFP
Lineage: Eukaryota; Fungi; Ascomycota; Dothideomycetes; Pleosporales; Pleosporaceae
Product: Pnp, Purine nucleoside phosphorylase
Biological process (GO): nucleoside metabolic process
Cellular component (GO): cytosol
Molecular function (GO): S-methyl-5-thioadenosine phosphorylase activity
Source: RefSeq, a predicted model, not a curated record